CCUGAUACUGUCAAAUGCAAUGAAAUAGUACCCUGUUUGCGAGAACUGUUGAGAACAUGACCCGCUUGGCUAACACUGAUAAAAGUAGUUUGUGAAAGGACCUGAGAAAGACCUCAUGCGGAACACUUCACAGGCUCACCAAGACAGGCUUCAGUCCAGUUUUCCAAGUGAUAAUUCCGGGAAACCUCAGGAAGAUCCCAUCACGGGGGCGGCAGCUGGCAAGUGCGAGGUGAUGUGAGUCUACAGUGCCUCUGCUGCAGUGAAGUUCUCCAGGCUGCGAGAGGAAAAAGGUCAGACUUUUCUGGCUGUGCAAGGGGGAAGGAGAAGCGGCAGAGGUUUCGUAAUGAACACAUUGCUCCCUACCACGGAAAGAGCCGGCCCUGCUUGCUGGAGCCAGCUCGGUGGGACAGCAUAUAACAGGAGUUGGCAUCACGGGCUGCUGGGGCAUGAGGACAAUCACUACAACUGGACUGACUGUGAAGCCCAUCACUUGAGCAAAGUCCCUGUCACGCUGCUCAUCUGCCUCUGCGGGCUGGUGGGGAACGGGGCCGUCCUCUGGUUCCUCGGCUCCCGCAUCCGCGGGAACCCCAUCACCGUCUACAUCCUCAACCUGGCCGUCGCCGACUUCACCUUCCUCCUCUCCGUCGCCAUUACCCUUGUGAUAUUUUACGGCCCAGAGAGCCUUUGUCACGGGCUGAGCUCACAGGACGUGACAACUGUGAUGAAUAUCAUCAUCCUCUUCACUUUCACCGCCAGCGUCUAUCUCCUGACAGCCUUCAGUGCCACGACGUCUCUGUCCGUCCUCCCCCUGGCCCGCUGCCCCUGCCACCGCUUGCCAGUGCUCGGCUGUGCCCUGCUCUGGGCCCUCGCCCUCCUGCUUACCGUGACCCUCUACUUCUGCCCCGCGGUGCUCACUGUCUUCAUCCUGAGCUACGUCUUAUCGGUGCUUACCCUGAUUUUUUCUGGUCUAACCCUGCUUGCCAGGGUCUUGUGCUGUUCACAGCAAUAUCCUCCAAGGAAGCUCUGUGUUGUGGUCCUGCUAGCUGUCUUCUUCUUCCCUUUCUUCACUGCAGAUUUUGGUUACUGGCUCUUGCUAAGACUGUUUGAUUUUUCUGUUUUUGUCUUUGACGCCUCUCUCCUGUUUGCUUGUGUGAACAGCAGUAUCAACCCUGUUAUUUACUUCUUCGUUGGGAGCUGUGCAAAGAAGUUCACACCCUCUGUUAGGGUUGCUUUCCAAAGGGCUUUCGAAGAUGUAACAGAGCCCCAAAACAGAGGCGAACCUCCCAGAGAAAAACCAGUGGAAACAGCUGUUUAAACCUCUGCAGCCCCUCCCUGAGAGAAGAUGCUCUAGGGACGGAGGUGUCCCGUGAGACAAGGAAGAUGGUUUCGGUGCGGGUCUGGCUGCAGCUGAAUGGAAUUAGCUGCGGCACAACAAAACGUGCUGGGUGGCAUGGGAACUCCUGCCUGGGGUGGACACUGGACAGCAUGAUGAAAUGCCCAUUGAAACCUUUUGCUUUGAAACCUUUGCUUUGAAUCUGUCCUAUUCAACAGGUCUGAGCUUUCGCUGUCUCAAAAGUGAGCUUGCUUUACCCUGCGCACUAUUAAAACAGAGCCACGGAGGUUCUUAGCUCCUGCCA
Molecule: messenger RNA, 1637 nt
Organism: Harpia harpyja (harpy eagle)
Lineage: Eukaryota; Metazoa; Chordata; Aves; Accipitriformes; Accipitridae
Product: proto-oncogene Mas-like
Exons: 2
Coding region: 344-1315 (323 amino acids)
Biological process (GO): G protein-coupled receptor signaling pathway
Cellular component (GO): membrane
Molecular function (GO): G protein-coupled receptor activity
Source: RefSeq, a predicted model, not a curated record